This is a messenger RNA of Moneuplotes crassus, 1375 nucleotides long. NCBI's taxonomy places the organism in Eukaryota, Ciliophora, Spirotrichea, Euplotida, Euplotidae. The record is from the annotation of a GenBank genome assembly.
GCAGUAAUAAAUAGAAAAUAUGUCAUGUAAGCAUUUGAUUCCCAUCCUUAUCCCAUUAUUGCCUCUCUUACAUUCUUUUUGUACCUAAUUCUGGGUUUAAAAGCUGCCUCUAGGUUACUAUUUCUUGCUUUUAACUUUGCUCUGAUCUAUAAAACAUGUUUCCAACAUAUUUGUAGAAGGGCAAACUCUGUAAACCCUAAUUGAUCCAAUUUGUCAGUAUAGCCCUAGCUUAAUGUAGAGUUCUAACCUAGUUCUAGUCCCAGCUUCAAACAUGUUUGACCCAAAAGUGUUCUUCUCGCCUAAAAAAUUCAAGGAUGUAGGCAAGGAAAAGGAAUAUUUAAUGAAAAGGUACCAAGCAAGGAAUAAUUUUAUGAAAUAAGGAAAAUAAUUUACCGAAUUUGGCUGAAAAAGUUCCCUCUGAGAUCCUUAGGAACAAAGAUGCCAAGAAUAUUAAAUCUAUCCUCAAAAUGAUCAAAGGUAAUCAAGAGAAGAGACAAACUGAGUAUCAUAGCUUAAUGAACAGAACCACCUCUUCGCGUACAAGCAAAAUGAGGACUCUUCAAUCCCCUUUUGCUAAAAGCCAUAAAAAUACUAAUUUGCAUAAUGCUAGAACUUUAUCACAAUUUGAGAGGAUUCCAAGUAAGGCUAAAAGCAAGCAAAGGAAAGUUCUUGCUUCUUCUCUCCCAAAAUUAAAUAGUAUGUUUCCGUCAGCUACCGAAGUAAAAACAGGAUUUCAGAAAUUUUAUUUUAUCAAUAACAAUUCUCCUGAACAAUUUGUACUCCAUAAUGACAAAGUGAAGAUCCAGAAUCCAGCAGAGUACUCAAGGAAUCAUACGAUGUUCUUGAAGAAUUUAUCAAUGAAUUCGAAGUUUAUGAGGAGGUCUGAGCAUUUGAAUGCUAAAAAGAAUACAUUAAAUAUCAACCUUCCUAGCGCAGACCAGGUUGAACUGAUCGAAAAAUAAGAGAAGACAGAAUGAGGAAUGCGAUAUCGUAAUCCUACCUGGUAAAGCAGUUGAGUUGACCCAUAAGAGGAAAAUUAUCAAAUCUCCUCAAUUCAACACUGAGAGAAACAUCGAGAGCAAGGAGUCUUCCGUUUCUCCAGUGAAAAUAAAACAAAAGGUUAAACCUGCCAUGUCAAAGAUGAAGGUGGUGAAAACAAGUAGACAAAGUGGGAUCAAUUUCCAUCGUUCAAAAGCAACACCCAGGAAGAAAAAUAUUAGACAAGACUCUCCUGUAAACUUCCAGAAAAGGAAGGAGUCCUCUCAUCAGCCUGAGAAGUCUAAGCAAGUGGUUAAUAAGGAUAUUUAUGAAGAUUUUGGGAAUAAAUUUCUGAGUGAUUUACCCAGCUAAAGUUCUAGCAACGAGACAAUGGUGA